AUGGGCAGCAAUACUCUCUUACGGAGGUGUACUAUAUUAUCUAGACGACAUCUCAGGACGUCCGGAGAGAGAACACUUGCUACUCAUGCCCCGCUUCCGGAGAAGGACUGCUCGUCCAUCACGCCCCCAUAUACUCACCUGCAGGAGAAGCUGGCUCUUGUCCGACAAAUUCUUGGAAAUAGGCCUCUGACGUUCGCAGAGAAGAUUCUCUACAGUCACAUCACGGAUCCCGAACGGAGUCUCGCCGAUGGUCGACUCAAUCGUGGGGAGACCUAUCUCCAGCUGAGCCCGGAGAGGGUAGCUAUGCAGGAUGCAUCUGCACAGCUGCAGUUCAUGAGUGCCGGGAUGACAAGCUGUGCUGUACCAACCAGCAUUCAUUGUGACCACCUUAUCCAGGCUAUUGAUGGCGCGGAAGCAGACCUCAAGCGGUCCAUCGUGUCAAACCAAGAAGUGUUUGACUUCCUGGAAAGCGCGGCGCGCAAGUAUGGUAUUGAGUUUUGGAGACCCGGCUCCGGCAUUAUCCACCAGAUUGUGCUGGAGAACUACGCUGCUCCGGGAAUGCUAAUGCUUGGGACAGACUCGCACACGCCAAAUGCAGGUGGACUCGGCAUGCUUGCCAUCGGAGUGGGUGGUGCGGACGCUGUUGACGCUAUGACUGGAACGCCUUGGGAGCUGAAGGCCCCUAACAUUGUUGGUGUACACCUCACGGGCAAGUUUUCCGGCUGGGCAACACCGAAGGACCUGAUUCUGCACUUGGCUGGGAAACUGACCGUCCGAGGUGGUACUGGCCGAAUCCUGGAGUAUUUUGGGUCCGGCGUGUUCAAUCAGUCAUGCACAGGUUUAGCCACCGUGGCCAACAUGGGCGCAGAAGUCGGAGCAACAACGUCCACGUUCCCUUACACACCCGGCAUGCGUGCCUACCUCAUCGCAACCGGGCGCGCUCCAGUAGCGCGCGCUGCUGACGAAGCAGCUUCUGCGGGAUUCCUCCGUGCUGACGAGGGUGCGGAAUACGACGAGGUCAUCGAAAUUAACCUGUCUGAGCUGGAGCCGAGUAUUAACGGACCCUUCACUCCUGACCUUGCAACUCCUGUGUCAAAGUUCGGGUCAACUGUGAAGGAGAACGGCUGGAAGGAUGAACUCUCGGCUGCACUCAUCGGCUCGUGCACCAACAGCUCAUAUGAGGACAUGACAAGCGUAGCUGACCUCGCCAGGCAGGCGAAGGAGGCAGGGUUGACGGUCAAGGUUCCUUUCCUUUGCACACCUGGAUCUGAACAGAUCCGGGCGACCAUGGAGCGCGAUGGCGUGACCGGCGCAUUGCAAGACGUCGGUGCUGUUGUACUAGCGAACGCAUGUGGACCAUGCAUCGGCCAGUGGAAACGCGAGGAAAAGAAGAACGAAGAGAACGCUAUUCUGACUUCAUUUAACCGGAACUUCAAGUCUCGCAACGACGGCAACAGACUCACGAUGAACUUCCUCGCCUCACCUACUAUUGUCACGGCCAUGGCAUUCUCCGGCGAGCUUUCGUUCAACCCAAUGACGGAUAGCAUUCCCACGCCCUCUGGAAAGCCGUUCAAGUUCGCGCCCCCCUCAGGACAGGACCUCCCCUCGGCAGGAUUCACACCCGGACAGACCACAUUCUACCCGAGCCCAACGCCGAAGCCCCAGCCGGACACGGAGGUUGUCAUCCGGAACAACUCACAGCGGCUCGAGCUCCUUGAACCGUUCCCCAGUCCUUUCGGCGAAGGUAGCGCGAACAACAGGGGCUUGGAGCUACCGCGUUUGAAGGUGCUCAUGAGGGUUCGAGGGAAAUGUACCACGGAUCACAUUUCUGCUGCGGGCCCAUGGCUCAAGUACAAGGGACAUUUGACCAACAUCUCAGAGAAUCUUCGUAGGUUCUUCCUGGCCACGAACGACGAAGGGGGAGACGUCAAUGUAGCAUUUGAUCACGACCACACGUCUUCCGAGAGCGAGACAGACACGAUCCCUAACGUCGCAAAGCGCUUCAAAGCUCGCAAGCAGCCGUGGGCACUGAUCGUUGACGAGAACUACGGCGAAGGUAGUGCGCGUGAGCAUGCAGCUCUCCAGCCUCGCUUCUACGGCUGCGCCAUGAUUGUCGCACGGUCAUUUGCGCGAAUCCACGAAACAAAUCUUAAAAAACAAGGUAUUCUGCCUGUAUUGUUCACCGACAAAAACGACUACAGCCGCAUCGACGCCGGAGACGUCGUUGAGACUGUUGGUCUUACCGAUCUGCUUAAUGGAGUUUCUGAUGCCAGCAUCAAACUGCGUGUCACUAAAAGGAUUGGCGACGUCUUUGAAGUUGCGACCAAGCACACGAUGUCAAGCGACCAGCUCAAAUGGCUGCGUGCGGGCUCAGCUCUCAACCACAUUCGUUCCCAGAUCAAUUAAAUUGGGUAAUUCUUCCUCGAUUUAGCAGGGUACCUACACUACGGAAAAUGUAUAGUAACUACUACAAAGUGCAAUCAUCUCGAAAAUGCUAGCAGAAACAGAGAAGUAAUUCCG
Messenger RNA from Postia placenta MAD-698-R-SB12, 2520 nucleotides. RefSeq lists its product as hypothetical. The transcript has 18 exons. Lineage: Eukaryota; Fungi; Basidiomycota; Agaricomycetes; Polyporales; Adustoporiaceae. Gene Ontology annotation, biological process: tricarboxylic acid cycle. Bases 1 to 2406 code for a protein of 801 amino acids. Gene Ontology annotation, molecular function: 4 iron, 4 sulfur cluster binding; aconitate hydratase activity. Gene Ontology annotation, cellular component: mitochondrion; cytosol. The record is from RefSeq and is a predicted model, not a curated record.